Trematomus bernacchii (emerald rockcod) is the source of this 5076-nucleotide messenger RNA. RefSeq names its product poly(A) specific ribonuclease subunit PAN3 (gene pan3). Gene Ontology annotation, molecular function: metal ion binding; poly(A) binding. Gene Ontology annotation, cellular component: PAN complex; P-body. The transcript is spliced from 18 exons. Gene Ontology annotation, biological process: mRNA processing; nuclear-transcribed mRNA poly(A) tail shortening. NCBI's taxonomy places the organism in Eukaryota, Metazoa, Chordata, Actinopteri, Perciformes, Nototheniidae. The record is from RefSeq and is a predicted model, not a curated record. Bases 461 to 2881 code for a protein of 806 amino acids.
GUGAACGCAUAGACUGUAUAGCAUUUUUUUAUUCUGCAAACAUGGAUCAUUUAGCGACGUUAUUCUUUUGCAUUCACAAUAUCAGUGCUGCAAGUUCAAUAUGCGACGUUCAUUUUCAGCAUGUAAACUCUGCCAAACGCUCUACCCACAAUGCAAAGCAAUGCUAGCUGGUCCCUAGCCUGUCUGCGAGAAAAAACAACAACAGGCUACUUUGCAAAGAAGGCAGCUGCAUGGAUAGCGACAACAACGACGACCAGGAUUUGACGCAUGCAGAGAUAAUUUCUCAAACCAAAAAGCAUCUUAGCCUUAUAAUGUGAGUACUGCAGCGUUUUAACGUUCUUCACCAGCUCCAGUGACAUUAAUCCGCUCCUUUAAGGGGGGAACUGUGUGCAGGCUAGCAGGCUAAGUGGCUAGCUCUCUGCGUCUCUAUGUGUGCGAGUCUUCCGGCAGCAGCGGUGCCAUGAACAGUGGACUCCCAGCUUCAGCUGCUCCGCUAGGGGUUGCCGGGAUACCCAAUGUCAAGGUGAAGUUUUGCCGAUAUUACGCAAAAGACAAAACCUGCUUUUAUGGAGAAGAGUGUCAGUUCCUGCACGAUGAGCCGUCCAUGGGAAGCCUGCCUAUGCACGGCGGCGGGAGCCCCGUCCCGCUGUCCAUGGCCGGCGGGACGGGGUUUCCCCUCGGCGGACCCGCAGCUGCCUGCCCUGGGGGGACCGGUGUGUCCAAGAAAAGCGAAACAAUGGGGCCUGCAGGCACGUCUCUGGAGGGGCAGCUUUUAACCAUCCCAGGGAUGGAGGGUGCGUCUCUGAACGAUGCCAAUCUCACCAACUCUUACUUCAGCAGCAGCUUUAUCGGGGUCAAUGGGUUUGGGAGCCCAGCAGAGACUAAAUACUCAAUGAUGCAGCGAAUGACUACCAGCAGCAGCUCUCCUAGUCUCCUCAACGAUGGUGCCAAGAACUUCAGCCACAGCACUCAUGAUCCGGUGAACUCCCCGACAUCCUCACUGUUCAGUGAUUUUGGUGCUCUUAGCAUUUCCCAAAGGAGAAAGGCUCCUAACCCAGCAGCAAGUGAGUUCAUCCCUAAGGGAGCUCCACGAAUGGCCCCCAUGGCUCAGGCCCCCAUGGCUCAGGCCCCCAUGGCUCAAGCCCCCAUGGCUCAGGCCCCCAUGGCCCAGUCCUCUGUCCCGGCCUUCCCCUCUCCUCUCUUCCCACAUCCUGGCCUCAGCAGCUCCACAGCUGCUGCACUGGCUCCAGGCAUGUCUCUGUCUGCGGGGUCGUCUCCUCUUCACUCCCCAAAAAUUACACCGCACACCUCACCUGCUCCUCGCCGGCGCAGUCACACCCCAAACCCUGCCAACUACAUGGUGCCCACCAGUGCAGCUGACCAGGGCCCUCACAUGAUCCAGAAAGAGACUGUAGGGGGGACGACCUACUUCUACACAGAUAACACCCCCGCGCCAAUGUCUGGGAUGGUGUUUCCUACCUAUCAUAUCUAUCCCCCCACUGCGCCCAAUGUGGCUUACAUGCAGCCGAAAGCCAACGCCCCGUCCUUCUUCAUGGCUGAUGAACUCCGACAGGAGUUGAUAAACAGACAUCUAAUAACCAUGGCCCAGAUUGACCACUCGGAGAACCCAGAUGUGCCGUCUGAGGUGGACAGCUACCACAGCCUCUUCCCCCUCGAGGCCCUCCCCCCACCCAACCGCAUGCAGAAGACCAGCAACUUCAGCUACAUCACCUCCUGCUACAAGGCCGUCAACAGCAAGGAUGACCUGCCUUACUGCCUGAGGAGGAUACACGGUUUCCGCCUUGUUAACACCAAGUGUAUGAUGCUGGUGGACAUGUGGAAGAAGAUUCAGCACUCGAACUCUGUUACACUGCGGGAGGUCUUCACCACAAAGGCCUUCGGAGACCACUCUUUAGUGUUCUCCUAUGACUUCCAUGCGGGUGCAGAGACCAUGUUCAGCAGACACUUCAAUGACCCAGCAGCAGACUCGUUCUUCACCAAGAGGAAGUGGGGACAACAUGAGCCUCCUCCGCCUCGGCAGCACGCAGGUCUGCUCCCCGAGUCUCUGAUCUGGGCCUACAUCGUCCAGCUGAGCUCGGCCCUGCGCACCGUCCACACCGCCGGCCUGGCCUGCCGCGUCAUGGACCCCAGCAAGAUUCUCAUUACUGGCAAGACCAGGUUACGGGUGAACUGUGUCGGGGUGUUUGAUGUCUUAACCUUUGACAGCAGUCAGACCAAUCAUCUUGCCCUAAUGCCACAGUACCAGCAAGCAGACCUAGUGUCACUGGGCAAGGUGGUGCUGGCGCUGGCAUGCAACUCCCUGGCCGGCAUUCAGAGGGAGAACCUGCAGAAGGCCAUGGAGCUGGUGUCCAUCAACUACUCUUCAGACCUCAAGAACCUGAUCCUGUAUCUGCUGACUGAACAGUCUCGCCCGCGCAGCGUCAAUGACAUAAUGCCAAUGAUUGGAGCUCGGUUCUACACACAACUGGAUGCAUCGCAGAUGAGGAAUGAUGUCAUUGAGGAGGAUCUGGCUAAGGAGGUGCAGAACGGCCGUCUCUUCCGCCUGUUGGCCAAACUGGGAACCAUCAACGAGCGACCAGAGUUCCAGAAGGACCCAACGUGGUCGGAGACGGGUGAUCGCUACCUGUUGAAGCUUUUCCGGGACCACCUGUUCCACCAGGUGACCGAAGCGGGGACGCCCUGGAUCGACCUCAGCCACAUCGUCGCCUGCCUCAACAAGCUGGACGCGGGUGUUCCUGAGAAGAUGAGCCUGGUGUCCCGGGACGAGAAGAGCGUGCUGGUGGUGACGUACUCGGACCUGAAGCGCUGCUUCGACAGCACCUUCCAGGAGCUGCAGGCGGCGGCCUCCGGCUCCCUGUAGCGCCCCCUGUGGGCCCGGGGGGGGGACUGCCCGUACCUGGAGCACAUUAUUGCACUACAGCGGAGGACCAGGCUCGUGGAGAUGACAUCAGCAUGGCCAAGGCAGCGGGGCGGGGCUUCGUGAACCUCAGUCACAUACACUGACCGUGUCCACCAGGAAGGCUUUUUCUAAAGUGUAUUUUUUUUAGUUUUCCUAAACCCCGCAGCUGAAAAACGUAAAUCAAAAGGACAAAAAAAACAAAACGAAAAAGGACAAAUACGGAAGCUGUGACGAACAAGUAUGAUGACAUUUUUUUAGAUUUGGGGAACACGACAAGAAACAAACCAUGAGGUUUUGAACAUUUUUCCGGCUUUUAUUGUUUAUUUCUACAGUUGGGGUUUAUUUUGUCUGAGGAGGAUGCACUAAGAUUUUAAUUUUUUUUUUUUUAUGGAUAUGUGUGAGUGGCCUGCAGGGUUUAAAGAGAGCUAACGUCACACACGGACAUGAACACCAGAGCAGACUAAGAAUUUAAACAAAAAACAAAAAUAAAUCCAGCCUUCUAUUGACCGACGGGACAUACCACUCGAGGCUUUCACGGGGGUGGGAUGGCUCCUGUUUCAUGAAAUGGGCCAGCCCACCUUUGCCUUGGUUUUGGUUCCCCCACACAAAGGACAAACCACUUGGGUGGGUGGGCUCUUCAAACUGGAACAAUCGAUGGAUUUCUGACAUUUUCAUUCAGGAAAUAGUGGAACAUCAGGCUCAUAUGUGUGGGCACGGACUGGGGUUUGAAAGGUUGAAACUUUUUCUUUUGGCAUUGGGGAAGGAGUGUCUUCUCCCUUUGCCGCCUACCAUGAUUUUGUUACAUAUGCAGCAUCCGCCUUUGGUUAAUGGCCGCUAUCGUGACAUGAACUGCUCAAGGGUGGGUGGUUUUGGUUCAGCUGUCCAGCACCUGGUUGUAGCCCUUCUGUUGAGGUGGAGCCACAGCUGCCUCUUUGUGGAAUGUCAUUCUUUUGUCCCCCCAUAUGUCCCCUUUCUCUCUCUUUCUCUCCCCUCUUCUUCAUGCUUUUAUCCCUUUCUUCACUUGGCCCCUCCACAUUUGAAAAGUGACACUUUUUGUGAUUUUUCUAGCUGUGUUUUUCUCAGAUAUUGUGCAGGAAUGCAUGAUAGGAGCUGGGACGACAAUUAGUUGUUUUUGCCUCAAUUAAAAGUUAUUAUUCUGUGGACCAAUUCCAGCAGGGGUUUUAGGGGAAGGGCGAAGGGGAGAACAGGGCACCAACAGUUUUUUAUGUUUGACUUUUAAAGAUCAUGGAAUAUAAAUAUGCUGGAGACGAAGCAGUGGUCUCUCACUCGGGUGGCUUGGAUUUCUCUCAGGAUGACAAACAGCUGGAGGGGCCCAAUGAUUGAAUGUGUUUGGCUGUCAUUGGCGACCCCCUGUCCAGUCAGAUAGAUUCGCUAAGGUGGAGCAGGUGGAGCAUCUCCAGGCGGAGGGUUAAGGAAGUUACUGGCACUGUGCAGAUCAUGCUGUGAGGGGUUUCAUGUUGCCCUUAAGUACGGUUCAUACUCCUUUUUGAUGAUUUGAAUCUCUUUGAAUCAAAGUCACUUAAUGAAUAUUGUGCAAACCUGCUUCACCCUGAUAAAGAGAUCAAUCCAAGCGCUGUCGAACCACUGUUUUUGAUUUCUCUGCCUUAGAUUGGUUCUCAGUAGCUUUUGACGGGUGUGUACAACUUAAGACUGUAGAAAAACAGGGUCUCAUGUACUGUAUGAAGCACACUGUCGGAUAAGAGACAAAUCAAGGAGGCUAAUGUAAACGAGAACAGUGUCUUGUCAAAGCUGUCGUGAAAGUUGAUAUUCUGUACUUGGGGGUAACACACCUGCAGCAAGCUGGAAACAUCAUGUACUACUUCCUCUGUUUUAGUGAAAUGAACCGACAAACUUACUUGGUGAAUGUGGUGCUAUAGAAAACCCUCAAUACACAAACACACACACACACACCAACUUGGUCUCCACAUUGUCAGUGCUCAUAUCACUAUCUUCCACAUCAGAACACACACACACACUCCAGUAUAUGUUAGUGACAAACUUCUCCUCCCCCACAUAAACAAAACUACAACAAUCACCAUCUUAGUAUGUUUGAUGCCCCUCUUGUGUUCUCUUGUCUCAAAUUUUGCAAUAUUUGUGUGUACAGCAGUAUUUUAAUAAAGAAUACCAAAACGAAA